Gossypium raimondii (Peruvian cotton) is the source of this 1405-nucleotide messenger RNA. RefSeq names its product WAT1-related protein At4g08300. Gene Ontology annotation, cellular component: plasma membrane. The coding region runs from base 105 to 1253 and encodes 382 amino acids. The transcript has 7 exons. The record is from RefSeq and is a predicted model, not a curated record. Gene Ontology annotation, molecular function: transmembrane transporter activity. NCBI's taxonomy places the organism in Eukaryota, Viridiplantae, Streptophyta, Magnoliopsida, Malvales, Malvaceae.
UUGCAUUUUCUUGUCUAUAAGAAGGCCGUAUCUCAUUCAGAAGUGUGUCAACCUAAGAGCGAGUAAGUACUUGAUAAGUAAGAGAGAGAGAGAGAGCGAAGAUUAUGGGAGGCCAAACGCCAUGCGCAGCUUUGAGGAACAUGUUGAACAAAUUUAAACCAUACCUGUCAAUGGUGUCUCUGCAGUUUGGAUAUGCAGGGAUGUACAUAAUCUCCAUGGUUUCUUUGAAGCAUGGCAUGAGCAAUUUCAUCCUUGCUACUUAUCGUCAUGUUGCUGCCACCAUUGUCAUUGCACCCUUUGCUUUUCUUCUUGAAAGGAAAAUAAGGCCAAAGAUGACCCUCCCUAUCUUCCUCAGGAUUGUCAUUCUCGGUUUCCUCGAGCCAGUGCUUGACCAGAAUUUAUACUUUUUGGGAAUGAAGUACACAUCAGCAACAUAUGCGUCGGCUUUCCUUAACAUAGUUCCUGCCGUUACCUUCAUAAUGGCAAUGAUUUUUAGGUUAGAGAAAAUCAACGUGAAGAAGAUACGAAGUGUGGCAAAGAUUAUUGGAACUGCAAUCACAGUCAUGGGAGCAAUGGUGAUGACUUUGUACAAAGGUCCCAUUAUUGACUUUGUCAAGUCCGGAGGAGCUAUACACCAUGGAACUACCGCUGAAUCUGCAGAUAAACACCGGGUUACCGGAACAAUAAUGCUUCUUGGAAGCGUCUUUUGCUGGUCAAGCUUCUUUAUUUUGCAAUCCUUCACAUUGAAGAAGUACCCGGCUGAACUCUCUCUUACAGCUUGGAUAUGUUUCAUGGGAAUGUUAGAAGGUGCAGGAGUGUCCCUGGUUAUGGUCCGUGACCUUAGUGCCUGGAAAAUAGGCUGGGACUCAAGGCUUCUUGCUGCAACUUACUCUGGAAUAGUGUGCUCUGGAAUCACGUAUUACGUGCAAGGAGUCGUGAUCCGGGAACGAGGACCGGUAUUUGUAACAUCUUUUAGUCCUCUAUGUAUGAUCAUCACUGCUGCACUAGGGGCCAUUAUUUUAGCAGAAAAACUCCACCUUGGAAGCAUACUUGGAGCCAUUAUUAUAGUCUUAGGGCUUUACACUGUGGUGUGGGGUAAAAGCAAAGAUGGGAAAAACACAGAAACUGAUGACAAAAGCAAUGGCCUGCAAGAAUUGCCAGUUAAAAACAAUGCUAAAGCAAUCAGUGUUGAUGUGGGCAUUGAUGGAUCUGACAAAAUUGUUAAUAUUCCAACUUCAAAGAACCCUUUUUAGCACUCCCCAAGGGAUAGAAAAUACUAUGUAAACCAUCCCAUCUCUCUCCAUCUCAAAGACAAGUAAUUUCUAGCUUAUCAUCUUUUUGCUUGUACUCUAAGGUCUUCAAGUUGGUGAAGUAAAAACCAUGAUGAACCGUUGCAGUUUGCCAA